UAUCUUCUGUCUAUGCCGGGCGGCUGUGUGUCCGUUUGCCUGGGUGCAGUGCUGCAUGCGUUACGUGGCGUGAGUCUCCUUAGAGGAUCACGUUGCUGAGAUACAGUGCUGAGAGACAGAGGAUGCAGCUGGGAGCAUGAGUCCUGACGGAGAGGAGCAUGACAUGUUCUGUCAGAAAGCUGUGACCCUGAUUGUUGACCUCUGCCUCCAGAACCACCAGUUAUUGGACCAGGACACCUGCCAGGACUUCUUGUUUCUGUUGUCCAACCAGAACUCGGACUACAAGGACCCAGAUGUCACUUUUGGCCUCCUACUCAGCGUGUUUGUGGUGUGUGGCUUGGUCCUGUUGACUCUUUGUGCCUUCGCCUCCUGGAAGCUGUGCUGGGUGCCUUACUGGCAGAACAAGGCGGCAGCAGCCCUUUCCUCCAGCUCUGCAGCCCUGACCCCGGCCUGCGGUCCCCCAGACGACCGCCCCCCCUUCCACCUCCACAUCUACCCUCCUCAGCCCCAGCACCAGUUCCUCCCAAGCCCCAACCAGCAGAAGUCACCGGUCACCAUGGCAACGGAGAAAGUGAAGGACCCGAUGGGUUCCGUGGGUUUCCUGGAGGCUGCUGUGAAGAUAAGCCACACGUCACCAGAUAUCCCAGCGGAGGUGCAGCUGUCAAUGAGGGAACACUUUAUGAGGCGUACUCAACGCAUGCAGCGGCAGGCCACUGAGCCUGCUUCCUCCUCCAGACACAGCUCGUUCAAAAGGCACCUGCCCAGACAGAUGCAGUCGAUCAGCCUGGACCUUGGCAAUGACUAUUUUGACGAGGACGAGCAGCCCACCAGCAUCGGGCGCAUCAAACCCGAGCUCUACAGACAGAAGACCCUGGACACUGACGAGUCCGCCAAGAACAGCAACGCCAAGAACUGUGGGAAGAUCAACUUCUCACUGAAGUACGAUUAUGAAAAUGAGGCCCUCCUGGUCAACAUCCUCAAAGCCUUCGACCUGCCCGCCAAGGACCUGUGCGGCAGCUCCGACCCCUACGUCAAAAUCUAUCUUCUCCCUGAUCGCAAGAAGUUCCAGACGCGCGUCCACCGGAAGACGCUCAACCCCACGUUCGACGAGUCCUUCCAGUUCCCCGUGCCUUAUGAUGAGCUGGCUGUUAGGAAGCUCCACAUGAGCGUGUUUGACUUUGACAGGUUCUCCAGACAUGAUAUGAUCGGGGAGGUGGUGGUGGAUAACCUCGUUGAGACGUCAGACCUCUCCAGGGAGACGGACAUUUGGAGGGACAUUCAGUACACCACAACUGAGAGUGUGGACCUGGGAGAGAUCAUGUUCUCACUAUGCUACCUGCCCACUGCUGGACGACUCACCCUCACGGUCAUCAAGUGCAGGAACCUCAAGGCCAUGGAUAUCACGGGAUACUCGGAUCCCUACGUCAAAGUGUCUCUCGUCUGUGACGGGAGGCGUUUGAAAAAGAAGAAGACAACCAUCAAGAAGAACACUCUGAACCCCACGUACAACGAGGCCAUCAUCUUCGACAUCCCCCCAGACAGCAUGGACCACGUCAGCCUGCACAUCUCAGUCAUGGACUAUGACUUGGUUGGUCACAAUGAAAUCAUUGGUGUGAACCGUGUGGGGUGCAGUGCUGAGGGGCUUGGCAAGGGCCACUGGAACGAGAUGCUGGCGUACCCACGCAAGCCCAUUGCACACUGGCACCCCCUACUGGAGGCCAAGAAAUCAGAGAAAGAGUGGAAAACGCGGACGGCCAGUUUUGACAGCCAGGGCUCCUGCCCCUCCCCCAGGCGUCCUGCUAGCCCCUGAGCAGAACCACAUGUGACCCUAGCGGAACGGCCCAGGUUUGGUUUGGGCCUCUUCUAUCUCUCCUACUGAUCUUACUUCCUGUCUGUUCUGUCCGCCUGAGCCUAAGGAGAAACAUAACCCCACUGAGUCUCUCUCUCAGUCUUCACUUUCCCUCAAGUGUAGCCACAGACUGCUCCCAGUCCUAAGACCAGAUCCUGGAUCAGCAUCGUCAGUUAUUUGUGAAAGUUAUUUGUGAAAGUAAUGCUGAUCUGGAGUCAGACCUACUACUUGGGAGGCUUUGGUUUGGUUUUUAUCCUGAGCUGAUCUUCUCACGUGAGUCCCCAAAGGGGAAGAUUGUUGUCUGAGUGGAAUAGCAGACUGCCGUUUUCCAGUGUAUCUAUCUUUGGGUUGAGGCUGAUGGAAUGUGAUCACAGCGCUCUCACAGGGACUCGGCCUAAACACACUGACGUUUCUGCUCAGCACUGCAGAGCUCUUUGAUGAGAGGCCCCACAUGGAAACCACACUUUGAAUGCAGUUGAUGUUCCCCAGAGAGACAGAGAAAGAGAACUGAAGGAUAUGGGGUAAGAUAGGAACUGAAGGACAGUGGAAGGAAUUGUGGAAUGUCUAAAGCCGUCUGCCCUUCCUUUCUCCUUUUGUGCGGCAGUAACAAAAAAAAAACAUUGUGACACAGUCAAAUGUGUAGUUCUUUCACCAAACAUUAACUGUCAUAGUAACCAAGCCAAACAAGGCAACAAACUCAUUUGAAAAUAGUAGCUAUGUUGUAUAUCUUCUCGACAUAAACCAUUACAUUUUCAGGAGUAAUGAACAAGAGCUUAAAGGGGUGGUUUUAACCAGUCAAAUAGUGUCCAUCGAGUUUAUAGCGGUUCAUUGAAUCAACAAAUAUGAUCAGCACAUAAUACGAGCACAUUGUAACAAUGUUGGAGCAUAGCACCCGAGUGUCUUUCUAUGGAACAACGAAGAGUUGAAUAGCACACAGACUCCGAACCACCCUUACCUCUCGCUUUGUUUUCUCCUAGUCAGUCUUGGUUCUCUUACCUCUUCCAUCGAAGUGUAUUCUCAUUACUCCUGUUCCCAUAGUUUUCCUCUCUCAGCUGAACGUACCGCACUUCUUCAGCACCUUCUUAUCGUGUUCUGUUCUCUGGGGUUGGUUUGAAACUGUACAGCACAGUCCUCUAUCUGCUCAUGUAAAGUUUGUAUUUCCCACCAGAAUACAAAUUAGGUAUAGAACUAGUAUUGUUGUGGUUUGGGAGUUUUCCUUAUCCUGCAGCGUCCAGACCUCUUCUCCAGAAUAGGAGAAUAUGACCCUCGGUGGACCAAUAAUCAACUACUCAUUUCCUUAUUGUCUUGUCUAUCAUAAGCCAGAGGUACACCGGAGCAAUUUGUAAUGGGGUGACUUUCAAUAUGCUCUUUAUACAAGGAUUAUUUUAUUGAAUAUUGCUGAGGAGUUUGAUCUAAAUCCAAACGUAUUAUUUGCGUUAUUGAACAUUAUUCAACAAAAUCCAAUAAGUCAGCGUUUACAGUACAUGUAGGCAGUCAUGUAGCUACUUAUUCUACUGUUUUUUUUUAAUGGUUGUACUGCUGGAUAUUGGACAGAUAUACAGUACCAGUCAAAAGGUUGGACACACAUACUCAUUCAAGAGUUUUUCUUUAUAUUGACUAUUUUCUACAUUGUAGAAUAAUAGUGAAGACAUCAAAACUAUGAGAUAACACUUAUGGAAUCAUGUAGUAACCAAAAAGGUGUUAACAAAUAACUGUUUGCCUUGAUGACAGCUAUUGCACAGUCUUGACAUUCUCUCAACCAGCUUCACGAGGAAUGCUUUUCCAACAGUAUUGAGGGAGUUCCCACAUAUGGCUGCUUUUUCUUCACUCUGCAGCCCAACUCAGUCCAAACAAUCUCAAUUGGGUUGAGGUUGGUUGAUUGUGGAGGCCAGGUCAUCUGAUGCAGCACUCCAUCACUCUCCUUCAUGGUCAAAUAGUCCUUACACAACCUGAAGGUGUGUCUUGGCUCAUUGUUCUGUUGAAAAACAAAUAUAUGCGGAUAUCAUCUGUUCACCUACUCUGCGUCUCACAAAGACACGGCGGUUGGAACCAAAAAUCUCUCAAAUUUGGACUCAUCAGACCGAAGGACAGAUUUCUACCAGUCUAAUGUCCAUUGCUGGUGUUUCUUGGUCCAAGCAAGUCUCUUCUUCUUAAUGGUGUCCUUUAGUAGUGUUUUUAUUGCAGCAAAUCGACCAUGAAGGCCUGAUUCACACAGUCUCCUCUGAACAGUUGAUGUUGAAAUGUGUCUGUUACUUGAACUCUGUGAAGCAUUUUUUGGGGCUGCAAACUGAGGUGCAGUUAACUCUGAUGAAUUUAUCCUCUGCAGCAAAGGUAACUCUAGGUCUAUGGCAGUCCUCACGAGAGCUAGUUUCAUCAUAGCGCUUGAUGGUUUUUGCGACAGCACUUGAAGAAACUUCGGAUUGACUGACAUUCAUGUCUUAAAGUAAUGAUGGACGGUUGUUUCUCUUUGCUUAUUUGAGAUAUUCUUGCCAUAAUAUGGACUUAGUCUUUUACCAGAUAGGGUUAUCUUCUGUAUACCACCACUACCUUUUCACAACACAACUGAUUGGCUCAAACGCAUUAAGAAGGAAAGAAAUUCCACAAAUUAACUUUUAACAAGGCACACCUGGUAAAUGCAUUCCAGGUGACUACCUCGUGAAGCUGGUUGAGAGAAUACCAAUAGUGUGCAAAGCUAUCAUCAAGGGAAAGGGUGGAUUUGGUUACUACAUGGUUACUACAUGAUUCCAUAUGUUUUAUUUUAUAGUUUUGAUGUCUUUACUAUUAUUCUGCAAUGUAGAAAAUAGUAAAAAUAAAGAAAAACCAUAGAAUGAGUGGGUAUGUCUAAUAUUUUGGCUGUAUAAAAAGGUAAAAAAUAAUAUUGGUUUGAUUAUAAUUGUUCUUUAGUCUAUUUCUACAUUGUGGUACUAUGAGUACAAUCUAAUAAUUGAUGUCAUCUCAAUACCUAAAUGUGUAUCAAACAAACAAAAGAAAACAACCCGAUUGGUGUAUAGUUUUUUGGUGCCAAACGUGUUUGUAGCAAAGGUAAACUAUAGUUUGUUCUGUCACAAAAAUGAUUAAAGUAAUGUCAGUCAUGGAAAUUCCCAACCCACCCAUUCGUAAAAUGUCUGGAUAAAAGCGUCUGCUAAAUGGCAUAUGUUAUAUAUUAUUAAUUCAUGUUUUCUUUCCAGUGAGACUCAUUAUAUUCUGCGCUAUGUAGUAAAUGUAUUGUUUCAAUUAUUAGAGAAAAUACAGCAGGGAUUACAAAUAGUUUAUAAUAAUAACUUGUGCAACCAAACAUGGGCUACCAAUUAAUUUAUUUAUUUUCCAUCAAUUUAAUUGUCCGCAUUAUUUCCAAUCCCCAAUAUAUAUAUAUUUUUUGUAAAUAUAUAUAAAUAUAUAUAUUGAACACCAUCCAUAUAUUGUUCAACUGUGCUCUGAUGUUUCACAAAUGUUCCAAACCUUUCAAUUCUCAUAGUUUCUAUAGGUUGUAAAUUAAAGAUACCAAUUUGAUUAGAAGGGUUCUUGUUUGACUCAGUUGGGUUAUGUAAGAUGUAAUAGAAAUCAGGAAUCUUCCUGAUUGUUAUUUCAUGUUGACCAUGACUGUUUUGAUUAUUUUACUAAUUGACAAGCACAUGUUUGAAAGCACAUAGAGAAACUGGUUGGUAUAGUGGGUAUCAGGAAGUGGGUGUUGUUUACAGAAUGUAAGGAUCGGUUUUAAGAGGCACCUUCUCUAAUUUAAGCUCUUGAGUGCCCUAAACCAAAGCCUCUGCAUUAAUGUAUCCUGUCAACGCAACUUUGGCACUGUGGUUAUGUAGAGGUAGUUGUUUGAACUCUUUCUCCAUGCAUUCUGUCUACACAACUUUGGCACUGAGAUUUGGUAGUAGUAGUUGUUUUUUAACCCAGGAGGUUAUAGUGACUUAAUGAUAGUACUGGAAUGGCCAUCCAGAUGACAAUAUGGCUUCCGCCUGACUACAACUAUGCAGCAAAAGCAUGUCUGAAGAUGGUAUAAAUCAAACAGUAUGCAGAAGAAGCAUGGUAAAAGUGAACAAAUGUACUUAACACACACACAUUAUAUUACUGUUUUAGCCAUUUCCUUCCUCUAGAGAGAGCAGGCGUUUACCUCAUUUCGUCUGGGAGACAGACAAAACGGACGGACAGAGAUACAGACAGAUAGUGUGGGGGGAAACUAGCCUAGAGAUAGUCGCAGGCAUAUUUCUUGCAGUGAGUCAGUGACCUUUCUCUAAUUAGCAGUUGGUAGGUCUAUGAGACACAAUACAAUGAGUCACUUGAUGGAUUCCCUCACACCAUAAUUGUGUCUUUCUUCACAAUAGGAUUGUUCAGGUUUUCUCACAUACUAUAUUUACUGGUUACAAUCGUGAUAAGAUCCUUCCUUCCAUUACUGGUAGACUCCUCACAUCUGACUCACUCCAGUUUGUUAAAAAAAAAGUAUGGUUUUAUGUUUUCUCACAUAUAUACAGUAGGUAUACACUUGUUGAUUACAUUUCUGAUUAGAUCUAUGUCAUUUAUUUUAGACUCCUGAUAUUUGACUCCAAGUUUGUUUCUAUUUGACAAAAAUGUAUGAAAUAACUGACUGUAGUUUUGUUCUUCCUCUGUUUCAGUGGUGUUUUUAAUGAUGAUGAUGAUGAUGAUGAUCUUCUGUUCUGACAAUAUGGACUAGUGUGUUUGUAUCCAUAGUACGUGAUGAUAUCAUGUUAUAUACAUUUAGCCUCAGUUUAUGAACUGUUUUAAAGACCUUUAUCUGUUGUUAUUAUUAUUGUUGUGUUUCUCAAUAUGAUCUUGUAUCCUGCCCAUUCGUCAUGGACAGCACGGACUUUCCAAUUUUUUAUUGAAGAUUUGUACUUGUAAUAUAACUGUUUUGACAACUGUUCUUGUAAUUGAAGCCUGUUAGGGUUGAUUUAUUUCUGUUUCUGUUUAAAUCCUGAAUUGUUAAUGACUCAUAACAUGAGGUCCAAUGUGUAAUAAAUUGAACAAAAAACGAA
This is a messenger RNA of Oncorhynchus keta (chum salmon), 6849 nucleotides long. RefSeq names its product synaptotagmin-6-like. Gene Ontology annotation, cellular component: membrane. The coding region runs from base 137 to 1810 and encodes 557 amino acids. NCBI's taxonomy places the organism in Eukaryota, Metazoa, Chordata, Actinopteri, Salmoniformes, Salmonidae. Gene Ontology annotation, molecular function: clathrin binding; calcium ion binding; syntaxin binding. Gene Ontology annotation, biological process: regulation of calcium ion-dependent exocytosis; calcium-ion regulated exocytosis; regulation of dopamine secretion. The record is from RefSeq and is a predicted model, not a curated record. The transcript has 7 exons.